AAAUACUUUGUCAUAAUUCAGAAUCACGUAUGGUGAAAUAAGAUAUAGACUUUGUACCUAAACAUGAAAUGGCUUUUAAACUCUCUUCUCGCUGAUUGUCUGCUACCUCUGGUUACUCUAGUAUAUGAAAAUGGUAAAAUUCGAAGAUUUAGAAUUUUAUAGUAACUAAACGAACUUCCUGAAUCCCCUUCCACAAGUCAACAUGCAAGUUGCAAACGCACGCAUUUGGAGUUGAAUGUUUACACUGGUACACAAUUUGCGUUGCUAACAUUUACUUUCCAGAACUAUAGGCAUUUACUUGUUUAACAUUCAUAUAUGUAUAUUUUUUUUUUAAAAAUAGGGUUAAUUAUGUUUUUGGUCCCUCAAGUAUCGACCAUUUUUGGUUUUCGUCCCUCAUUCAAAAGAUGCGCUAUUUAAGUCCCUCACGUUCUGAAACGCAUGAAAUUCGUCCUCAUUUUUUAACUCCGUUAAGUUUAUUAGAAAGCUGGCAGACGGAGUGCCACGUCAGGAUCUCGUUUUUCACUUUCACUCAGGUACAGUAACCACGUGUUUUAAAAGGGGUCUGAGGGUAACGUUUGGAACCCUAAAUUUUGAAUUGUGAGAUUGGAUCAUUGGUGAGGAGCUUGAGCAGUUCACUUUGGUGCGGGGAAACGUAGGUGAUGAAGAGUGGUAGUUCCGGAAUUGAUUGUAGGCAAAGGAAAAGUGGUUCGAAAAUUUCUCAAAGCUCAAUGUCAUGUUCAGAAAUAGCAUCGAAAGUGUGUGGGUGUGGGGAACGAUUGUUGCUCCUAAAGGCAGGUACUGUGAAGAACAAGGGCAGGUUAUUUUGGAGAUGUCGAAAUUGGGCGUCCAAUUCAAAUUGUAAUUAUUUUGAAUGGGUUAAUGAAGAGGAAUGUAAAGGUGAAGGUGGAGAAUCGGAAUUUGAAGCUGGCGCCGGAAAACGAUUUGAAGAAGAGGAAGUUUGUUUGGAAAAGGAGAAAUUGAUACUGGACUUGAUUAAGAAAAACGAGAAGUUGAAAAGGAAAUUGCAAAAAGAGAAAACAUUUGGGAAAUUGCUGCAACUUUUAUUUGUACUGUCGUGGGCAUUUUCAAUUGUAUUUGUGGUUAUGUUUUUGUUCAAGUUAAACUGUAAUUAG
Messenger RNA from Vigna unguiculata (cowpea), 1133 nucleotides. Lineage: Eukaryota; Viridiplantae; Streptophyta; Magnoliopsida; Fabales; Fabaceae. The record is from RefSeq and is a predicted model, not a curated record.